Molecule: messenger RNA, 2989 nt
Organism: Paramecium sonneborni
Lineage: Eukaryota; Ciliophora; Oligohymenophorea; Peniculida; Parameciidae
Source: the annotation of a GenBank genome assembly
AUGAAUUAUUAAAAUUUAUUUACGUGUUAAGAUGUAGCACAUGAAGGAUAAGAAAUUUAAGGAUUCUGUUUAAAUAUAAAUUGUAAAGAGUCAAGAUCUUAGUUUUGUCUAUUAUGUGCAGCAGAUCUAAAGAAACAUAUAACAUGCAAGAAAGAUCUCAAACCAUUUGGGUAGAUUUCAACAUAUAUUACUCAAUUUGAUGAGGUAUUGCUUAAUUUGUCUAAUCGUUUGAAUAAUUGUUAUACAUAAGUUAGCAAUAAUUAUUAAGAAUUUUCUAAAUAAUCAGAAACUUUAAAAACAUAAUUAGGAAACACUCUAAAUAAUCUUAAAAAUGAAGAUUAUUAAUAGAUCAAAGAUGAUAUGUUUUUUAUUAGAGAAUUGUAUUAAUAUCUAUUUCAUCCGGAUGAGGUUACAAAAUAAAACAAAACUGGUAUUUAUAUAUUUCUAAUAUAAAUAGGAAGUUUAUUAAGAAAUGUAGAAAAAAUGGUUAAUGCUAUGAAUUUAGAUUAAGGAUAUUAAUAAGAAAAUCUAGAGUUCUAAUAAAAAGGUUUUUCUUUUUAUUUAAUAUUCAAUUAGGAAUUCUAUUAUUAAAUAAAUAAAAUUGGAAGGAAGCAAAUGAAUCAUUUUCGAAGCAAAUAUAAAUAUUAGAGAAAAAAAUAUCAUUUUCUCUAUUCUUUUAAUGUAAAUAUAAUUGUUAUAAUAAAUAUUAUAGGUAUUGCAUUAUUAGAAAUGAAUUAGCCAGGAAAAGCAAUUUAAUUAAGAGAAAAAGCUAAAAAGUUGAAUAAUAGCUUAUUUAGAGAUUUAUUGGAAUUAUCAGAUUAAGAAUUAUAUAAAAAUCCAAAAAAUACUGCUAUGUUAAUUACUAAAAGUAAGAACACAAUUAAUUAAAUAGGUUAUGCAUUAAAUGAUGACAAAAAGUAUGAGAAAGCAAUUUUAGAAUGCGAAAAAAUAUUGAAAGAAAAUCCCAACCAUCUUCAUGCAUUAUAUAGAAAAAGUAAGAAUUAAUAAAAUAAAAUAGGUGCAUCAUUAUCAGCUUGGAAUCAUUAAACAUAAUCCAUAGCAUGGAUUGAUAAAGUACUCCUAAUUUCAAAAAAUUAUAGUUUAGGCCAUUUUUAGAAGGGUAAUUUAUUAUCUUCUACUUUAAAGGAUGUUCNAGAUAAAAAAAGAAAAUUAAUAAAUUAAAUAAUGAAUUAUUAAAAUUUAUUUACGUGUUAAGAUGUAGCACAUGAAGGAUAAGAAAUUUAAGGAUUCUGUUUAAAUAUAAAUUGUAAAGAGUCAAGAUCUUAGUUUUGUCUAUUAUGUGCAGCAGAUCUAAAGAAACAUAUAACAUGCAAGAAAGAUCUCAAACCAUUUGGGUAGAUUUCAACAUAUAUUACUCAAUUUGAUGAGGUAUUGCUUAAUUUGUCUAAUCGUUUGAAUAAUUGUUAUACAUAAGUUAGCAAUAAUUAUUAAGAAUUUUCUAAAUAAUCAGAAACUUUAAAAACAUAAUUAGGAAACACUCUAAAUAAUCUUAAAAAUGAAGAUUAUUAAUAGAUCAAAGAUGAUAUGUUUUUUAUUAGAGAAUUGUAUUAAUAUCUAUUUCAUCCGGAUGAGGUUACAAAAUAAAACAAAACUGGUAUUUAUAUAUUUCUAAUAUAAAUAGGAAGUUUAUUAAGAAAUGUAGAAAAAAUGGUUAAUGCUAUGAAUUUAGAUUAAGGAUAUUAAUAAGAAAAUCUAGAGUUCUAAUAAAAAGGUUUUUCUUUUUAUUUAAUAUUCAAUUAGGAAUUCUAUUAUUAAAUAAAUAAAAUUGGAAGGAAGCAAAUGAAUCAUUUUCGAAGCAAAUAUAAAUAUUAGAGAAAAAAAUAUCAUUUUCUCUAUUCUUUUAAUGUAAAUAUAAUUGUUAUAAUAAAUAUUAUAGGUAUUGCAUUAUUAGAAAUGAAUUAGCCAGGAAAAGCAAUUUAAUUAAGAGAAAAAGCUAAAAAGUUGAAUAAUAGCUUAUUUAGAGAUUUAUUGGAAUUAUCAGAUUAAGAAUUAUAUAAAAAUCCAAAAAAUACUGCUAUGUUAAUUACUAAAAGUAAGAACACAAUUAAUUAAAUAGGUUAUGCAUUAAAUGAUGACAAAAAGUAUGAGAAAGCAAUUUUAGAAUGCGAAAAAAUAUUGAAAGAAAAUCCCAACCAUCUUCAUGCAUUAUAUAGAAAAAGUAAGAAUUAAUAAAAUAAAAUAGGUGCAUCAUUAUCAGCUUGGAAUCAUUAAACAUAAUCCAUAGCAUGGAUUGAUAAAGUACUCCUAAUUUCAAAAAAUUAUAGUUUAGGCCAUUUUUAGAAGGGUAAUUUAUUAUCUUCUACUUUAAAGGAUGUUCUUUAAAUUUACAGGGAAAUUACUAAGAUGCAAUAUAUAGUUUUGAUAAAGCUAUAUAAAUAGAUCCCAAUUACAUAAAUGCUUAUAUUUACAGAGGUUUAUAAUAUAUUUCUAAAUUUAAAUAGGUGAAACAUUAAAUAAUCUAAAAAAAUAUAAUGAGGCAAUUGCUUGUUAUGAUAAGGCUAUUGAAUUAGAUCCAAAUUGUAUCAUUGCUUACAUUAAUAAAGGUAUAGAUAUCUUAAUAAAUUUUAAAAGGUGCUAUGUUAGAUGAAAUUAAGAAAUAUAGUGAUGCUAUUAAUUGUUAUAAUAAAGCUAUUGAAUUAGAUCCAAAUUGUGCUUAGGCUUAUAAUAAUAAAGGUUUUAUUUAAUUUUUAUUAAAUUAGGAGGUUCUUUAGAGUAUAAAGGAAAAUAUGAAGAUGCCUUAAAAUAAUAUGAUUUGGCAAUUUAAAUAGAUCCGACAUUAGUAAACGCUUAUAAAAAUAAAGGUAUUUACUUACAUAUAUGUAAAAAGGAAGUUUAUUAACUCAAAAGAAGAAAUAUUAAUUAGCCAUAGAAACUUAUGAGCAAGCAAUUAAACUUUGCAAAUAAGAAGAAAAUUAAUUCUACGAUCUAAUUGCUUUAUUAAAAAAUAAAAAAUGAAAACUUUCACAAC